Messenger RNA from Perognathus longimembris pacificus (Pacific pocket mouse), 732 nucleotides. RefSeq names its product retinoic acid receptor responder 2 (gene Rarres2). The transcript is spliced from 6 exons. Gene Ontology annotation, molecular function: signaling receptor binding. The coding region runs from base 117 to 620 and encodes 167 amino acids. The record is from RefSeq and is a predicted model, not a curated record. Gene Ontology annotation, biological process: inflammatory response; regulation of lipid catabolic process. NCBI's taxonomy places the organism in Eukaryota, Metazoa, Chordata, Mammalia, Rodentia, Heteromyidae.
GGCUGCAGGGUGAAGAGCUGCGGGAAGAGGCUGACAGCUUCCCGGCAGGCGGCAGCGGCGGCAGCAGCAGGUUAGGGAGCCCGAGGCAGGCCGAGGACAGAGCGACGGGAAAAGCCAUGUGGCCACUGCUGGUCGCACUGGCGCUGUGGCCGGGCACGGGCCGGGCCCAGCUCCCGGAGCCGCAGCUCUCGGAGGCCCCGCUCUCGGAGCCGCAGCGCCGGAGCCUGCAGGUGGCCCUGGAGGAGUUCCACAAGCAUCCGCUGGUGCACUGGGCCUUCCGGAAGACCAGCAUCCACAGCAUCGUGGACGUGCCCUUCCCAGCUGGCACCUUUGUGAAAAUGGAAUUCAACAUCCAGCAGACCAACUGCCGCAGGAAGGAGUGGAAGGAGGCCCGCUGCCAAGUCCUGCCCAAGGGGAAGAAGCGGACGUGCCUGGCCUGCAUCAAGCUGGCUCCUGAGAACCGUGUUCUGGGACGGAUGGUCCACUGCCCUCUGCAGCCGCAAGGGCAUCAGGAGAUGCAGAGGCACCACUGCAGCAAGGUGGAACGGGCUGGUGAGGACCCCAACAGCUCCUUCCUCCCGGGGCAAUUCGCCUUCCUCAAGUCCGGGCCUUCCACAUGAGCCCCGGAGCCUGCAGUAGGACAGCGGCGUGCUGGACCGGAUGGAAGGCCCCGCCCUCCCACAUGGAAGGUUCCAGCUCCUUCUGGUCUAAUAAACCUGCUCUCAGCACUUA